Molecule: messenger RNA, 1980 nt
Organism: Parastagonospora nodorum SN15
Lineage: Eukaryota; Fungi; Ascomycota; Dothideomycetes; Pleosporales; Phaeosphaeriaceae
Exons: 5
Coding region: 1-1980 (659 amino acids)
Source: RefSeq, a predicted model, not a curated record
AUGGCGCGCCGCUCAGCCCGGUUGCAAAAGCCCACACCUACACCCACCGCCGACACCUCUGCGAGGUCGCGCUCGAGCGAUGACAGCUGGAUGACAGCAGAUUCUUCACCACACACAGGACUGCCGGUGCUGCCAGAGAUGCCUGACCUUCCCGACCCAUCCUCCGUGAAAACUCCGCAAAAGGCCGCCGCUCCAGCAUCAAGACUCCCGCAUGCGACAGCUACGCCCGCGGCGCUCAAGAGCAAGUCAUCCAAGUCGCUUCUCUCAACUAAGGGGAGCCAAACGCCCACCAACCGAACGCCUAUCAAGCCUGCCGGUCAGGAGAUGCACCCCGCGCACCAUCAUGCGAGCACUGCAAAGGUUCUGGACGAGGCGCGAUGGCUUGGAUUCCAGGCUUUGGGCGCGCACACAGCGCCUCCUAAGGCAGCGGGCAUGAACCAGGCGACGCCUUCAAAGACCCCUGUGCCUGCUUCCGCCGCCAACGCUGCGCGUAUUGAGUCGUCACCCGACUUUCGUUUCCGCUUCAAGUCUCCGUUUGCUGGUUUCACAAAGAGCUAUCGCCAGGAGGACGCCACGCUCAGUCCAGGCACGCGAAAUCUCCUCAAAGACAGCGCAAGAAGGCCCGAGCCCAAGGGCAAAAUCGCGCGCUUCAGCGAUGUUCACAUGCAGCAGUUCAAGAAGAUGGAUUCGAUCGCCAACCAUGCAUCCGCGUUCCGCGCCGACCCGACUCGUUUCAAGCCCGUUGUAUCGCAGCCCUUGAAGAAAUCGCCUUCCAAGCCCGAGCUGGCCAAGCCUGAGACGAGCAAGCUCAAGCGCACACAGUCGAAGAUGGAUCUAACAGACUCUGGCAGCAAGAUUCCGCCAACACCGCUAAAGCGUACACAGUCCAAGAUGGACCUUGCUGGCUCGAGCCUACCGCGCUCGCAGUCGACUGUUCGUCUGGUGGCUUCUGCAAGCGCUUCGCGUCCUAUGUCUCGUGAUGGUCCAGUUGAAAGCAACCAGACGGCAAAGCGGAUCAAACGCACAGAAGCCGACGAUGCUGCGACCACCCGUCCAACGACUCGGGAUGCCAUGUCUGGACCUUCGGCGCCUCCCGCUCCUACACCCGCGCGCAAGAUUACCUCUCAGACUGCGCUCCCCCGUCUUGCUGCUCGGCUCAUGACCCCGACCAAGGCCUCCAUGGCUCGUUCCCAGAGCGUCAAGACGUUGAAGACGACUUCGAUGAUUCCUUCCUUGGCCAAGUCGCCCUCUACCAACAACCUGUUCUCGCCCACGAACGUGGCGCAGUCCAUGCGAGAUGGUGCUCGUUGCAAGUACUCGGACGACCCUGUUCAGAUCGCUGCUGGUACUCACAUGUCGCCGCCAAUGUCAUUGAACCUUGAGAAAGCUUUGCCUCCUAUGCCAGCAACUGCACCAGUGAAGAAACACGUCAUCUUCACCAACAGCACUCUACAGCGAGCAGGAGACGACGAUCUUGGCAAGUCUCCGUCACCGAUGAAGUUCAGGGCUGGUAGCGAGGUGCCCAGUGGUGCAGUCAUCUAUCCUACGCUUUCGAGUGUCCAGUACCCAGAGAUCUCUCAGGAAGCCGAGUCCCCAUCAACUUCACCCUCUCGACGUCUGACAUUUGGUGAGGCGACUGCGAACCAGUCGCGCUCCUUCUCAUUCGAGUCAGGCAAGGCCGUUGAUUUUGGCCCCUCCUCUGCCGGUACUAUCCGUAUGGUCCGUAAGAGCGACGCAUCGACUCUCGUCGAAGGCAAGAAGCGCAAGCUCGACACUGUCCAGGAGACCUCCGACAAGGAAAAUGAUACGCCUGCGGACGACAGCUACCGAUCUGCGAAGAAGAUGAAGCCUAUGCCUGCUACACCUUCGAAGACACCUGCUGGCUCCAGCAAAGUUGCACGCAAGACACCGAGUCGAGGCAGCGCCAUUAGCAAGUCACGACUUGCCUUCCUGGCCACACCCAAGCGUGGCAAGGCCUGA